AUGAGUAUGCACAUAUAUCACGGUUCCAUGCGGGUAGGGAGGUGGAGUCUGGCUGCAUUGAUGAGUUGUAGCUUGUUAGCCCUUCAAGGCAAGUCGAAAGGCAAAAUAAGGAAAGGAAAAAAGGCGGGAGACGACUGGGUGAUUAUUUUUGGCUCUGGUUUUCACGUCGAAGGGAGCCACCCGGUUGGCAGAAGAGUUGACUGGCACCUAGACUUUUCGAAGAGCAAUUGUGGAAUGUUCCGUAACAAGCGUCUGAGUCCUUCUCCUCAAUCUUUUUGUCAGACACGCAUAAAAGAUUGGCUGCUCGGGGAUGUACGGGGUGUUCCAUACUGCUUUGCCUGA
Nannizzia gypsea CBS 118893 is the source of this 342-nucleotide messenger RNA. RefSeq lists its product as hypothetical. The transcript has 2 exons. The record is from RefSeq and is a predicted model, not a curated record. The coding region runs from base 1 to 342 and encodes 113 amino acids. Lineage: Eukaryota; Fungi; Ascomycota; Eurotiomycetes; Onygenales; Arthrodermataceae.